AUGGAGGAGCUCAAGGGACUAAACCCUAAAGCACAUAAGUACCUAGAAAAGGUUGACCCUAGAACCUGGUGUAGAGGAUGGUUCAACACAAGCACAAAGUGUGACCUUCUGCACAACAACUUGGCUGAGUGCUUCAAUAACUGGAUCCUUAAGUUUCGGGAUAAGACCAUCUUGACAAUGUUGGAAGGAAUCAGGGGCAACUUAAUGAGAAGGUACCAAAGGAAGAGAGAUGCUAUAAGGGCCAUGGAGGGGAAUGUGGGGCCAAAAAUUAAAGAGAAGUUGGAGAUAGAGGAAGAUGAGGCCAGCCAUUGUACACCAAGUUUUGCUGGUGAUGGUUUAUUUGAGGUUGAUUGCAAGGGCAGGAAGUAUGUGGUCAAUUUGAUCCAGAGAACAUGUGGGUGUAGAAAAUGGGAUGUCUCUGACAUCCCAUGUUGUCAUGCCAUCUCGGCAAUAUGGCAUGGUGGAGGCAACCCAGAUGAUUAUUUGAGUCAUUACUUUGGAAAUGAGAUGUACUUAAAGGCAUAUGCACCCAUCAUUUACCCUGUACCAAGUGAGGAGCAAUGGGUUAGGACAAAUCAAUCAAAGAUUGAACCACCUAAGUCAAGAGCAACUAUAGGUAGACCUAAGAAAGUUAGAAAUAGAGGUGCUGAUGAGACAUCAAAUCCAUACUCAGUUAGAAAGGGUGGCAAGAAGAACCAAUGUGGGAUGUGCAAUAAAUAUGGUCACAAUACAAGAACAUGCACGGUUAGGAUGAGGCAUGUUGAAAGACAACAACGUAGGAGAACUUCCUACAGAGAACAUGCUGCAGAUACUGACUGCAAUCUUGACAGAGUAAUGUUUCUUCUUUGUGAUUGUUUAGCAUACAUUUAG
This is a messenger RNA of Alnus glutinosa, 870 nucleotides long. RefSeq lists its product as uncharacterized. The transcript has a single exon. Lineage: Eukaryota; Viridiplantae; Streptophyta; Magnoliopsida; Fagales; Betulaceae. Gene Ontology annotation, molecular function: zinc ion binding. The record is from RefSeq and is a predicted model, not a curated record. The coding region runs from base 1 to 870 and encodes 289 amino acids.